GGGGCCAUUCAUUCGUCUUUCAUUCGUCGGGCGCGAUCGUUCGCGUCGUUGUGCAGAAGAGAGUAUUAGAGCAAGAAAGAGAGCAGAGCAGAGCAAAGCGUCUUCUUCUUUGCCGAAGAAUGAACGUUUUUCCAAGCCGCAGCAGUAUCUCCCGGUCCCGGUAGCUGCAUCCCCCCCUGCCCAACGAUCCGCGUGUGUGCGUGUUGUACCAUUUGCAUUUCAAAGUUUUGCGUUUUUCGUUCCAUUUCGCUGUGUCCAAAUUGACGCCGCGUUUGCAUUGCACUGUGGAUUGCAUAUCUCGGUGCGGUACGGUUUUCGUACGGCCUUAAAAAUAGCCUUUUACAGUAAUUACUGGGCGCAAAAAAAAAAAUAGCCGCCAGAAACGUGUUUUUUGUGAACGAGUUACAGUUACAGCUGCAUCUGAAGAAAAAUAUAAGAAAAAUUUCACUCAAAAGUGUAUUGCCGAAAAAUAAAUAAUAAUAAAUUGUGUUUGAAGCAAAGAAGAAAAUCUUCUACCGAGCAACGUCUACUAUUUGUUCCAUCUGUUAACAUUGUGCUCAUAAUUUAUCGUACAACAAAUAUGCAAAUAGAAAGCAACAAAUUUGUACAGCAAGUGGAAUAUUUCAAAGCUUAAAGAAAAGUGGAGCGUUUUGUGGCUGACGGAUAGAGUAAGACGCAAAAAGUGGAACAAAACGAUUGCAGCACGCACUGCCGGAGGCAAUUUCCCCUCUGCCGCCGCCGCAUUUCCUGUCAAAAAAAGCAACAAAAUCAACGGCAGCAGCACUCUACCAAAAGAGAGAUAGCAAAAGUAACUGCAAAUACUGUAACAGGCCAUUGAACGCAGGUACAGCAACAACUGCAAGCACAAGCCAGGCAGAUUUAGUGAGAGAUCAGCAACGGAAUCGAGAAAGAGAGCAGAAACCGCAAGCGCAUCGAUUCAAGAGAGAGAACAAAAGCUGCCUGAGAGAAGGUGCGGGUCAGCGAUUAAGAAGUUUUUUGCACAAGCAACAAAGGAUCAGGAGCAACAGGAAGGGUCAAAGUGCAUCAAAGGCAUUAAUUUAAAUUGGAUAUUAUGUGCGCAACGGCAGCAGGAACGACGACGACACCAACCACCAACACUGAGAGCUCAUGUAUGACAAAUCCAAGAAAUCGUGGAGUCAACGGCUCAAGACACUCGGCAGCAGUCCACACAGCGGUGGAGACGCCUCUCUAGGCACUGUCAGCGGCAUGCAGGCCAUGCAGCAGCUGCAGCUGCACUUGCAGCAGCAGCACCACCACCAGCAGCAGCAGCAACAACAACAGUUGCAACAACAGCAGUUGGCCCAACACUUGCCACAGCAUCAUGGCCAUCAUGGACACCAUUUGGCCGCGUAUCAGCUGCCGCCGCCCGUUGCCGCCGAGUUCCUGCCCAGCGCGCUGUCGCGCUCCAUGAAGUAUGCUGAGCCCUGGAUCUAUGGCACUGUGCGGGGCAUACCCGCGCGUCCCUCCUACGGCUAUCAUCAUCAGCACCAUCAUCAUCCCCAUGCGGCGGCCAUCUUUGCCACGGAUGGAGGAGGAGGCGGCGACUCCCCCUUGAGGGGCGCCCUGGCCGUGGUGAUCUGUUCGUGCGCCGAGUAUCUGAACGGAACGAAACGUGACGUGAAGAAGGCGAGCGUGUGCAAGAAGUGCAAAGGUUCACGCCUGCCCCUGGCCACCAUGGGCGGGGGCACUGUCAGGCUGCCAGCUGUCAGCAGCAGCAGCAGCGGCAGGAGCAGCCGACCGAUGGCUGCCACAAUGCGUGUGGUUAGUGCCACAAAGAAAUCACGUCCCUCCAUUCUGGAUCCACAGAAGGAUCCCUAUGACCUGAUGCGACGCACGCGACUCCUCUCGCCAGAGCCGACGAGUGCCAGCAGCAGCAAGGACUCCCCCAGCAAGGAGGGCAAGUCACGUAGCCGCGAAACGGCCACAAUAUCCACGACGAGGGGUCGCACCCGGACCAGGGCACCGCUGCCACCGUCAAAGGGAACUUCGACUGCUGCCCCUCCAGCAGCAGCAGUAACCUCUGCGGCACCAGAGCCCGCCGACUGCUGGCUGAUGGAGGACAAUGAUGCACUGCUGCGGGGCAGCGGCCUCACCACCGCCAGAGCCUCCAGCACUGGGAGCAGUCGCCGCUCCAUUCUGCGCUGCAACGUCAAUCCCUACGACCUGAUCUCAAUUGAAAAUGGGAAGCAGAAGCAGCAGUCGGGCAAGUCCUCCGUCUAUGCGGAUGACUUCGAUGUGGCCGAUGCCCAGCUGCACGACGACGAGCAGGAGCGCCAGCGGAGCGAGCAGCGCGAGAAGCAGGGGAAGCGCAAGAAGUUCUACGGCAGCAAUGUGACGGCCAUAGCCGGCCAAAGGAUUAGCCUGGGCAAGGAGAAGCCAAUCGAUCCAUCCGAUUCGAGUGACAGCUAUGAGCGAAUCAUUAUCGCCUCCUCCGGCUCUUCGGUGGACCCGCUGGCGGCUGCUCCCCCUGUGGUGGGGCCGCGACGUCCGCCACGCAAUAAAAAAGCGGAUGAGGCGACAGGCAACAACCAGGAAGUGCCUGCAACUGCCACAAUGCCUGCAGUAAGUCCCUCAAAGGCGACACCCACGGACGCUGCGAAUGAUGCAGAAGAUGAUGAUGAGAAUGAUGAUGAUGAUGGCAAUGAUGGCUCCGCGGCCUUUACGCUGCUCACUGUGACGCCCACAAUGCCGGCCAUCAAGUCCAUACUGAAGCGGCGUCCAUCGACACUGGAGUUGCCGCCAGCUGGCGUCAUCCUGCUGCCCGAAGGUGGUGUGUCGACGGCGCCACUGCUGACGCCUUCGGGCAAGUCACAGUUCUACAUUCCGACGCCAACGAAGGCGACAGCUGCCACGCCCACGAACACAGCUGCAGCAGCGGCAGCAGCAGCAGGAACGGCGACAUCAACGCCCACGUCCACGACACCAGGAGCGAAUGGUGUGACGAUGACGCCAACAUCCACAUCCACAACGAGUUCACGCAAAAAAGUGCAAUUUAUGGUCGAGGAUAAAAUCAUAGCCACGACAACGGAUACGCCGGCGACAACUGAUGACAGCAGCGAUGCCAGCCAUGCCUUUGUUGCCACAGUCGCUGCUGGAUCUGGAUCUGCUGUUGCUGCUGAUGAAGCAACAACAACAAGGACCAACUAUGAGUACUACAAUCGCAAGAGAAAUGCAGCGGCGGCAGCAACAGCGGCUGUAGGCAGAGCAGCAGCAGUGGCAGCGGCACAGCAGGAGACAUUUGCGGCUGACGUUGAUGAUGAGCAUAACUUUACAACUUCCGCUGAACCAACAGCAACAUCAGCAGUGGCAACAGCUACAGCAACAGCAACAGCAACAGCGUUGCACAUUAAGCCGGAUAGUUUGCAUUAUGAAGAUGUGCUGCUGCUGCCUCAGCUCUCCGGGCAUCAAAUAUUUGACAACAGCGACAGCAACAGCAGCAGGAGCAGCGAACCAGCAACUGAAAUGCUGCCAAAAUUAUUAUUGCCAGCGAAGGAGGAGUACGUGGAAGAGGAUCCAGCAGCAUGCCACUUGGGCUCGCGGUUCCCGCAUGUUGUCAGCGUUUUGCCAGACGGCACAGCCACGACAGCAGCAGGAGGAGCCCAAGGAGGAGGAGGAACAGCAACCCAAAAGACGACAGCAGCAAAUCGCGAUUAUGACGAUGAUGACGAGCACAACGACAAGGAUGAGAGCAACGACAAGAGCCACACCAACAGCAACAGCAACAACGACAACGACAUGAAUGGCCAUGGGUUGGUGGAGGACGCGAACGAAGAGGAGAAGGGGAAGGUGGCAAGGCAGAAGGAUACGGCCAGGCCUGCGGCAAGUCAAAAGCGUGCAGCACAAACGACACAAUCGCGAAAUCCCAUCAGACGGGCGCACAGCGAACGGCAUUUGUCGACCGCGCCCAACACGGUCGCCUCCGUCGCUCCCUCCGCCGCCGCCAGGAACUCUAGCUCCGACUCCAGCGCCAGCUUCAGCUCCAUUUCGAAGACGACAACAACGCCGCCGCCGCCGCUGCCUCGCUGCUCUGCGUCCUCUGCGAGUGGGCCACAGAAUGUCAUUUUAAAUUUUAAGGACACAAUGGCGCUGCGCAUAAAAAGCAACCGCAGCGACUCGAGAGAUUUAUUUCAAAGGCGGCCAACGGAGCCGCCGCCCCCACCGCCGCCACCCAAGGGGCCACUGACGGAGACCGCAAAAGGAUUAGAGCUGCCGCCACAAGGAAUCAAUAAGUCAGCCGCGACUGCGACUCCGACUCAGGCUCAGGCUAAGGCUAAGGCUGAGACUUUGACUCCAAUUGUGACAUCGACUCCGGCACAGCCACGCCAACAACAGCAGAGGACUGUGGUGCGUGUGGCGCCCUUCCAGCAGAGCGGCGAGGGAGCCCAUGAAGUGCAUCGCUUGAAAAUCUCCCACAGCGAGGAUGAUGACACGGAUUUGGGCGUGCAGCUGCGUCGCAGGCCCAGCACCAGGCUGCAUCUCUCCGCCGCGGAGGAGGAGGCGACACCCAAGAAGACAUCGAUACUGAUUAGCGGCGAUGAUUGCUACUCCACGAUGAACCUGAGCGCGGAUGCGGCACAGCCGCUGUACCAGUCCUCGGUGGUGGUCAACAGCCAGGCGGUCAGCACGGGCGGUGUGUGCAUCAAUGUGAGCAGCGCCGAGGAGGAGGAGCAGCAGCUGAAUCACCUCAACACGCUGCGCACGCAGCAGAUGAUGGGUGGAACGGGCACGGGUCUGGGCAUAGCCAUUAUCCCGAUUCGCAGCAGCGAGAUCAACCUGCAGCGUUCCGUGUCGUGCAUCUCCUCCACCUCGAGCAGCUCCACGUCCAGCAGCGGCAGCUCCAGCGGCCGUGGGCGCACGCUCAUCCGACUGGACUACGACAGGGAGCGGGGCACGGGAGCGGGCACCAGCACCACGCCCAUCAACACACCACCGGCAAUCAGCUCAACGCCAGCCACACCGCCGCCGCAGGCAUCGCCCAGCGACAGCUCCAGCCCGAUGCCCAGUCCCUUGGUGCAGCACGAGACGGAGCUGCUGAAGAUCCUGCGGAAUCCCGUGGAGGCAGUGAAGCGCAACCUCGUGCCGCAUGUGUGCGGACUGCGCUCUGGGACUGCCAGCGACACCGCCGGACGCACCAAGAAGAUGCAGGAUGCCGUGACAGCAAUUGUGCCGCGGAGUAGCCCGAAGGAGGGCAGCUUCAUCGCCAAGCUGCUGCAGGAUCCGAUGCUGGGGCAGGUGGCCGAGGGCCUCGAAACGGAGACGGUGGCCGAGCUGAUUGAGAACUCGCUGCAGCGGCUGCAGCAGGCACGCCAGGCCAUCGACAUGAGCGGCACCAAAGACCACGACGACAUGAGUCGCCUGAUCAGCGCCUCGCUGCAGCGGAUACGCGUGGAGCGGACAACCAAAGAGGAGGAUCGCCUCUCCAAUCGGGGCAGCAUUAGCUCCGCCAACAGCUUCGCCUCCGCGCACAACUACGAGCUGUUUGACUUUGCCGGCGGCAAUGAGUCGGACUGCUAUCAGAGCUGCUCCAGCGUGCUGACAGCAUCCGGGAUAAUCGAGGAGGAGCCGCAACCUGCCGAAGUGGAGGCCGAGCCCGAGCUGGAUGCCGCGACACGCGCCAAGUUCUAUCAGCUGCUGGUGGAUGCCACUCUGGCCGAGAUCGAGCACUCGACGCACACGGAAACGGAGGUGGAGGAGUCGGAGCAUCACUACGAAUCCAUUCGACUCAAUGGCGAUCCCAUCUACGAGGAGAUCAACGAGAAGCCGCCGCCACUGCCGCUCUCCGCACCGCCCCUGAACGAUGCCGAGCUGGAGAAGAAGGCAGCCCGCUCCAUCUUCGAGGGCGCCUCCAAGUACGACAUUCUCUCGUACCUGGUGGACGCCAAGGAGCGGGGGCUGGCGCGCGAGGAGAGCUUCGACUACAGCAACAAUCCGAAGAUCAUCGAGGAGGAGGCCACGGACACGCUCGGCGAGCUGGAGAAGCGUGUGGAGGAUCGGGACAGUGGACAGAGCAACAUGAACUCGUUGUCGCCGCCACCGCAAAGCUUCAUCUGUGGCGGGGGAGGCAAGUGUGGCAGCGAUGUGGAGCGGCAGGACUCGGGUGUGGGUUCCGAGACGAGCAAAUCGUCGCGCAGCAAGUACCAGGCCACGCCCACCGUCCUGCACCUCUGCGAGGACUGCGACGGAGCGGUGGAGAUGCAGGUGGGCGAGGCAGGAGUGCUCUAUGCGCCGCUCGUGUGCCGCAAGUGCGGCAAGAAGCGGGUGGAGCGCAAGGAGAUCAUCACGGAGAUUGUGGAGACGGAGGAGAAGUACGGCCGCGACCUGCAGAUCAUUCUCGAGGAGUUCUGCCACCCUAUGCUGGUGGCCGGCCUGCUCACCCAGGAGCAGCUCUCCGCGAUCUUCCUCAACACGGAAGAUCUGCUCGAGAACAACCAGACGCUGGCGGAGCGUAUGCGCGACGCUCUGGACAUGUCCCUGGAGCAGGGCGACGACGAUCUGCUCACCGUCAACAUUGGACGCAUCUUUCUCGACUUUACGCAGAUGUUGCACGCCUUCGAGAGCUACUGCGUGCGGCAGGCGGGCGCUAGUCUCCUGCUGGCCAACCUGGAGAAGGAAAAGGAAUUGUUGCGCAUCUUCCUGAAGGUCUCGCAGAUGGAGAAUGCCGUGCUGCGGCGCAUGAACCUCAACUCCUUCCUGAUGGUGCCCGUCCAGCGCGUGACCAAGUAUCCCCUGCUGCUGGCGCGUCUCUACAAGGUGACGCCCUCGCAAAUCGACGGACGUGAGCUGCUGAAGCAGGCCCAGGAGAAAAUUGAGCUGCACCUGAACCACAUCAACCAGGAGGCCAAGGAUGUGCCCACCAAGCUCUGGCGCCGCAUCAGCUCCUCCAGCCCCAACCGGCGUGCCUCCUGCGAAAUUGAUAUGAUAAACAUCAAGCUGCGCAAAAUGGCCAUCGAUGUGCUCGAGUGGAAUCACGAUGAGGUGCGCUUCGCCAUGGAGGGCAAGCUGCUCUACACACAGCCAACGGACAGCAACUGGAAGAAGGCGCGCACCAUCAAGCUGACACCGGUCAAUGCGCUGCUCGUGACCAAUGGCAAGCCAAGUGCCAAUUACAGGGCGGAGAAGGCCAUGUCGGAUAAACUGAAUUUCCCGAAGCACACGGGCAUACGGGAGGCCUCGCUGCUGCUGGUGAAGGAGAAAUGCGGACGCUACACGCUGAUCCGUGAGCCGCUCUAUCUGGACAGAUGUGUGGUGUGCAGCGAGGCGGAUUGGGAUGAUUAUUUCGAAGUGCAGGAAAUCUCAUCGAAGGACACAUUCAUAUUCAAAGCCGAGGAUGGUGUGCGGACCAAGCAAUGGUACACACAGAUGCAGUACCAUGCCCAGGGCAUGGGGGCGUGGCGCAAGCGAAGGAAUGCCCUGGCCAACAUCAUGAUCAAUGGAAUGCUGGCACGCAGCUAGCACAGGAGCCCGACCAGGGGGACAGACACGCGGACAGACGGGGCGACAGACGAAUGAUGGAUAAACAGAUAACAAUAACAAUAACAAUAAUAAUAACAACAAACAAUAACUACAAGUGAAACACAAUUGGUUAUGCAUUUAAUAAUGUAUUUAUGCGCUAUUAACCAACCAAGCAAUUUCGUAAUUAUUAUUUAAGUGAAGAACAAUUGAAAGGAGCAGAGCGAGCGCAGCACACGCAUAAACGCAUAAAGUUAGUGUUUACAUCCAUAAUAAUAUCUACAUGCAUAUAUCUAUAUACACACACAAUACCAUUACCAAUACCAAUAUCCUACAUACAAUGCAAUAAAGUAGAAUACAUUAAUUAAA
Drosophila subobscura is the source of this 7839-nucleotide messenger RNA. It is a transcript of the gene RhoGEF64C, whose product is annotated as serine-rich adhesin for platelets. Gene Ontology annotation, molecular function: guanyl-nucleotide exchange factor activity. Gene Ontology annotation, biological process: positive regulation of Rho protein signal transduction. The coding region runs from base 1129 to 7473 and encodes 2114 amino acids. NCBI's taxonomy places the organism in Eukaryota, Metazoa, Arthropoda, Insecta, Diptera, Drosophilidae. The record is from RefSeq and is a predicted model, not a curated record. The transcript has 10 exons.